UGGGUUAUCUUGGUGAGUUCCGCCUGCCGUCUCUCCAAUGGCGGUCCGUCAUUUCUUCAGACUUUCCGGUUUGGCAGUUGGCAGAAGUGAAAGCUGGUAGUGGCACGGAGAGCUGAAGUGAAUAUUGUAUUCUACAAUCCGGCAACUGACAGUUCUAAUUAUGAAAAACCAGGACUCCGAGAGCAAGGACCAGCAGUGUGCUGAGAACACAGUCCAGGCCAGUGGUGGUGCAGCCCAGGAACCCGCUGUGGAUCCUGAGAUGGCAUCAAACCAUGAGGUUCAGACCAGCCCCGGCCAGCCUGAUACCACACCGCCAGAGAACCACCCAGCCAAGAGUCCAACUCCGGACACUGAAACUAAAAAUGGGGCUGUGGAAGGCCUGUGUCCUCCCGUUGGCAGCGAUAUGGCCGAGGAGCUGAGCAGGAAACUGGAGGACAUUCUAAACACCUACUGCCUGGAGGGCGAGGACGGGGCGCAGAAGGGAGGUGCAGAGUCCCCCCAGAACGGGCUGCCGUGUGUGGAGGUGAACGGAAUAGUCCACAGAGAGGAGACCAAGGCUGAGGUGGUGUUCGUAGAGGAGCCCAAGAUAAACGGCAGCACUGGGGAGAAGGAGCAGAAAAAGCCGCAAGAGAAGAAAAAAGCCAAAGGACUUGGAAAGGAGAUUACACUGUUAAUGCAAACUCUGAAUACUCUGAGCACUCCAGAAGAGAAGCUUGCUGCACUUUGCAAGAAAUAUGCUGAACUGUUGGAAGAACACAGGAAUUCCCAGAAGCAGAUGAGGCUCCUGCAGAAGAAGCAGAACCAGCUGAUCCAAGAGAAGGAUAACCUGCGGAAUGAGCACAGCAAAGCCAUCCUCGCCCGCAGCAAGCUGGAAGGCCUGUGCAGGGAGCUGCAGAGACACAACCGCACGCUGAAGGAGGAAGGUGUGCAGCGCACCCGUGAGGAAGAGGAGAAGCGGAAGGAAGUGACCUCGCAUUUCCAGGUGACCCUGAACGACAUCCAGGUGCAGAUGGAGCAGCACAACAAGCACAACGGCAAGCUGCGGCAGGAGAACGUGGAGCUGGCAGAGAAGCUCAAGAAACUCAUCGAGCAGUACGAGCUCCGAGAGGAGCACAUCGAUAAGGUGUUCAAGCACAAGGACCUGCAGCAGCAGUUGGUAGAUGCUAAACUGCAGCAAGCUCAGGAGCUGCUGAAGGAGUCCGAGGACGGGCAUCAGCGAGAGAAAGACUUUUUACUGAAGGAAGCAGUGGACUCACAGAGGAUGUGUGAACUGAUGAAGCAACAGGAGGUCCACCUCAAGCAACAGCUCUCUUUGUAUACAGAAAAGUUUGAAGAAUUCCAAACUACGCUGUCUAAAAGCAAUGAGGUGUUUACAACGUUUAAGCAAGAGAUGGAAAAGAUGACAAAAAAAAUUAAAAAACUGGAGAAGGAGACCACCAUGUAUCGCUCCAGAUGGGAGAGCAGCAACAAGGCCCUCCUGGACAUGGCAGAAGAGAAAACUCUUUGCGACAGAGAAUUCGAGGGCCUUCAGGUGAAGAUUCUGAGGCUGGAGAAGCUGUGUCGGGCGCUGCAGAUCGAACGCAACGAGCUGAGUAAAAAAGUACAGAGUCUGAGCACACAGGCGGGCCUGCAGGGCGGCGCUCUAGCUACACACGAGGCAGAGACCUGCCCGGGGGACGGCUGCUGUGAACCCCCAGAGAACCCCCAAGACCAAGAGACUUCCACCCACUCCGAGACCACGGAGCUUCCCUGCCUCCAGACCUGCAGCUGCACAAGAGAGCAGAGUGAAGAGCCCGAGGAGAGAGCGGGGGACCUGCACACAGAGGAGUAGCCCUGCAUGUUUACCAUGUGGGGACCCAUCACUGUGUUACAUGCCUGGUACAGUGUGAUGUCAUUUAUCAUGGGGGGGGGGGUGGAAACUAAAUCUGACAAGUGAUUUAAGAUGGACUCAGUAGUUUUCCACAAAAGCACCUUUUUUUUUUUUUUUUUUUUUUUGACCACAUUCCCCAGUUUCUUGUAAGCAGGUGCAACAAUUUCACAAUGAAAUUCUCCAAUCCUUUUUAUAACUAAUAAAAAAGUUGACUGUAUUAUUAUUAUUAUUAUUAUUAUUAUUAUUAUUAUUAUUAUUAUUAUUCUUAUUCUAGAUAUAAUUAGCCUAUCUAAUAUCAUUCUAGAAAUGACCAUUAGCCUGGCUUCCAGCCCUGGGGUUCAGAACUAUUGGCAUCUAGGUAUAUUACUGUAUUUAAAGUAUAAAGUGCAAGGAAUCUGUGCAGUCUGCUCCCUGGUAAUGUUCUCUGGUUUGCUUCUGUAGCAGCACAGAUAACUAACUGGUGAACCAUUACCUAAGGGUUCUGGUUAGCACCAUAAUGAUUUUAAGACUGUUUGCUGUAUUAACCCUCAGGUUUAGUAUGGACCUCUAUGCUCAGGUUUGUUACACUGGUUGUAUACCUACAGUAAUAAAUACAUACCAAACACUGAUCAUUCUAAAACCAGAGACUGGGUGACAGGAGAGAACUAAUUAUAAACCUGCUUCUUGUUCAUUCCAGCUACACGUCUUAAGGUUUGUUCUUUUGUUUUUGGCUGUACCUUUAGUCAACAGUAUCUUUUGAAGCAUCCUUAAUAUUUUUUUUUUAAUGCUUGUUUCUUAUAAUUUCGAGCACUUGUAUCCAGAUUUCCAAAUCAAAAACAAACAACAAAAAGUUCCAGGUUAUAUGUGUGUCGGCUAUUAAAAAUGUAUAUCAUCACUGUACCAGACUUUUUAUUUUCCAAUAUCAUUGAUCAUCUUUCACAAUAAGAGCUCGGGCUAUUUCAAGAAGGUUCAACAACCCAUUUAUUAUUAUUAUUAUUAUUAUUAUUAUUAUUAUUAUUAUUAUUAUUAUUAUUAUUUAUUGAUAAUUUGAAGUACAAGCUAAACAAAAACCAGAAAGCAAAAUGCUACCGAGUGAAAUGCAUUUCUGAUCACUGUUGGUGAGUUUUAUUCUUGAAAUGUCAGUCUAACUUCAAGUAAAGAAAUGACGGUGACCUA
This is a messenger RNA of Acipenser ruthenus (sterlet), 3025 nucleotides long. Its product is annotated as alpha-taxilin-like. NCBI's taxonomy places the organism in Eukaryota, Metazoa, Chordata, Actinopteri, Acipenseriformes, Acipenseridae. The coding region runs from base 161 to 1831 and encodes 556 amino acids. The record is from RefSeq and is a predicted model, not a curated record. Gene Ontology annotation, molecular function: syntaxin binding. The transcript is spliced from 11 exons.